Diplodia corticola is the source of this 2181-nucleotide messenger RNA. Its product is annotated as cation transporter. Gene Ontology annotation, molecular function: high-affinity potassium ion transmembrane transporter activity. Bases 1 to 2181 code for a protein of 726 amino acids. Lineage: Eukaryota; Fungi; Ascomycota; Dothideomycetes; Botryosphaeriales; Botryosphaeriaceae. The transcript has 2 exons. The record is from RefSeq and is a predicted model, not a curated record. Gene Ontology annotation, cellular component: plasma membrane. Gene Ontology annotation, biological process: intracellular potassium ion homeostasis; potassium ion import across plasma membrane.
AUGGUGGAGUCACACACUCGAGUCCGACCCUCCCUCGUCGGCCCUGUCCGGAAGGUUGCGCGCGUUCUGCGCCGCAACCUCCCCCCGCUGAACUUCAUCACCCUGCACUAUGCAUAUUUUUUCUUCACCUGCCUCUUGUCUGCUGUCAUCUUCUGGGGUGCUUCCACGCCCGCCAGGAGCGUCAGCUUCACCGACUCGCUCUUCCUCUGCGUCAGCGCCAUGACGCUGGCUGGUCUCAAUACCGUCAACCUCUCUAGUUUGAACACCUUCCAGCAGGUCCUCCUCUUCUUGUUGAUCAUGGCCGGCUCCGCCAUCUUCGUCUCUGCAUUUGUAGUGCACGUCCGGCGAAAGGCGUUCGAGGCCAAGAUUUACAAAGUAGUCGCAGAACAAAAGCGACAAAGGCACAGGUUCUCUUUGAGUAGGCCUCGAUCAAGGCGUUCCUCGCGUAGCCGUCUACGUUCUGCGGUGGCUAAUCAGAAGCAGCCCGAUGCGGCCAUUGUCAGGGCGACGGAGAAUGACGGCGUUGCUGUCGUCGGUCAGGAUAUACCCCAGAUCGUGGAAGAGAAGCCAGGCCCGGACGACGUGGUUCCAAAAGAGACGCAUGGCCAGAACGGUGCUCCGAGUAAGGAUGACCACGUGAGCUUCGGCCCUGACGCUUUUCUGGACACGAGUCGUGAGCCGCGGUCACGGCGCCACAGCCACAGGCUGCUGAACAUGCAAGGGGUUGGAGCGCGCUCCAACGCCAGCUUGCAUCGGCGCCACAGUUUUGGUGGCCAGGACUCGAUUUAUACAUCGCGAUCUCAGCCUACUGAGCACGACGACGAUGACGACAUCAAGAAGGCUCUGAAAGAGCAUCCCUCACAGAUGUUUCCCCCGGCGGACUUUGCAGGCUCCAUCGGACGAAACUCCCAGUUCCAUCAUCUGACUGAGGAAGAACGAGAGGCUCUUGGCGGUGCUGAGUACAAGGCCAUUAAAGUCUUAUGCAUAAUUGUGCCGCUGUACUUUAUUCUCUGGCAACUGCUGGCUUGUAUUGGCAUCGGCGCAUACAUUGCCUUGAACAGGUCUGACACCGCUCUACGGAAUGGACUUAACCCUUGGUGGGUUGGUGCUUUUAAUGCCGUCUCCGCAUUCAACAAUUCGGGGAUGAGUCUGCUCGACGCUAACAUGACGGCAUUCCAAACAGCUUACUACAUGCUACUCACCAUGGGCGUGCUCAUUCUUGCCGGCAACACGUGUUAUCCGGUUUUCCUUCGCCUCAUUGUCUGGUCUAUGCAGAAAGCGUUGCCUGCAACUGAGCGAUGGGAUGAUUUGCGUCAUACGCUCCAGUUUCUACUUGAUCAUCCGAGGCGGUGCUACACUAAUCUUUUCCCGUCGCAGCACACAUGGUGGCUUUUGCUGUCUGUCAUUACUCUCAACGCAAUUGACUGGGCUGCGUUUGAAGUGCUCAACAUUGGGAACAAAGCAAUCAGCGACCUGCCGACAGCAGCAGAGAUCAUCGAUGGCUUGUUUCAAGCUCUGGCUGUGCGGUCCGGUGGCUUCUACGUGGUCCCAAUCACGUCGGUUCGGAUCAGCCUGCAGGUUUUGUAUGUCAUCAUGAUGUAUAUAUCGGUGUAUCCGGUUGUUAUCACGAUGCGCAAUUCCAACGUCUACGAGGAACGCAGCUUGGGCAUCUAUGCCGAUGACCCGCAUCUGAACGCGUUGGACGAGAUGCGUGAUGAGAAGCCGUCAUUCUUUGGCUUCGUCAAGGAACGCUUCCUCGGGCCCAAGGGAGAAGAGCAAACAAAAUCGUACUUCCUGCGGCAGCAGCUGCAGGCGCAGCUGGCGCACGAUCUGUGGUGGCUUGUCUUGGCCGUCUUCGUGAUCAUGAUCAUGGAAGGCAGCCAGUUCGAGCGCGAUCCGGUCAACUUUUCGGUGUUCAACGUCAUCUUCGAGACGGUCAGCGGAUAUGGCUGCGUGGGUGUCUCGACGGGGGUGACGUACGACGCGUUCAGUUUUUCGGGCAGCUGGCACACGCUCAGCAAGCUCGUACUUUGCGUGGUCAUGCUCCGAGGUAGACACAGAGGCCUCCCGGUGGCGAUUGACAAGGCGGUGCUGCUGCCGAACGAGGCACAGUACCAGGCCGAAGAGGAGGACGCACAGCUCCGCAUGGAGAGGACUGCGACUAGGCGCGACAUUGUUUGA